This is a messenger RNA of Phlebotomus papatasi, 17555 nucleotides long. RefSeq names its product polypyrimidine tract-binding protein 2 (gene heph). Gene Ontology annotation, cellular component: nucleus. Lineage: Eukaryota; Metazoa; Arthropoda; Insecta; Diptera; Psychodidae. The transcript has 12 exons. Gene Ontology annotation, molecular function: mRNA binding. The record is from RefSeq and is a predicted model, not a curated record. Bases 6655 to 8394 code for a protein of 579 amino acids. Gene Ontology annotation, biological process: regulation of RNA splicing; mRNA processing.
GCGUUUUUCCACUAUAGUCGAGCUACUAUUUCGAUAGUAGAGAGAAAACAAUCUACAACUGUGAACAGGGGGUUUAGGAUGUUUAAUAUUUUAUAUUUCUUGGAAUCUUUCAACAGUGUUUUUUUUUCUCUGAUAUUGAGGAAAGAGAAAGAGCGGAAGAUGGAAAAAUUAAAUGGUGAUAUUAAUAAGAGAUUCAUAACUGAUGACAGCCGCAUGUAGUACAGUUAGGAAUCGGUCAUGAUCUAAUGAGAGAGGGAGACUAAUAAGAAAAUCAGGCACAAUGGACUCACUAGACUGAUGAUGAUUUAUUGUAGGUAUAAUUCCUGACCUCUCCAGACCUCGGUCCAUCAAGGACCAAGCACUCUGUGGACGACAGCAGGAACAUUGCGCGGGGGAAGGGGGGGGGUUGGAUUGGAAUUGACGGUGGUACUUAAUCUGCUCACCGGGAGUUCUUUUUUUUUCCACGUUCUUGGGUGAAAAGUGAGCGAGAUCUCACGGUGUCAGAGAGCUCAAGAAGUCAUCAACGGUGUUGGUCAUUGAAGGUUGGGUAUGUGGGGUUGGGUGCUGAGAUGGUUGGGUAUUUCUUGGAUUGUGGUUGUGUUGGAGGCGAAGGGCAUGAGAAUGCCAAAGAAGCGUCCAUUUAAAUUGACUGCCGCCGCUUGAUGCUGUCAAUGACGGCGCGCUCCAAUGACGAUGAUGAUGGUUCUUUAGCGCUAAACCAUUCCCGCCACAAGAAGAGUGGUCUUACAUACCCAAGUGAGAUGGCAUGCUGUGUAUUCUUGUGAAACGGGAGAGAUACCACUACAUCCACUACCCAAUCUCUAUUUACUUCAUUCUCUCUCUCACUUGUAUUCCAAACACCGAAGCCCCCCUUGCUAUAUAUAUAUACAUUUCCAUUAUAUACAUACAUCAUACAGAACGGAGAAUUGACGCUUCGGCGCAGUACAAUGUGUCUAGGUAUUUUGGAAUCCUCUCUCAUAUACACAAUUUGUUGUAUUACCUCGAAAACCAGUCGAUUUUGUUUCAGUCUUCGUACAGUCUUUGCUUCAACCCGUUCCAAUCUGUCCGCCGCUCUUGUAUUGUAUCAAAAAAAUAAUAAAAAAAAAUAAAAUAAAAAAAUUAAUACAAAGUUAUCACACAAAAAAAAUUAUUAAAACGUAUAACAUUUUAAAAACAAAAUUUUUCAAAUAACCAAUUUUUCUUCAUUAUCAACAAUAAAAAAAAUCAGUUUUUAAAACAACAAAAAAAACCAUCACCACCGAAUUUGAUAAAAAAGAUACACAAGUUUAAUUUUUCUCAAUGCAAAAGCUUAAUCAUCUUUCGGAAAAUUGUUAAAACGGAAAUCUUCAAAAACGGCCAAAAUCGAAAAAAAAGUCGUGCAGAGGUUCUUGAACAUAAAACCGAAGUUCGGACCAAGCGAACACAAGCUGGAAAAGCUUAAAGUUGAAGAAGAAAAAAGUUUAGCGAGAUUGUUUUUCGGUGGUUCUACUUCAUUUUCUUCGGUUCUUUUUUCCGUUUUUUUGACCAAAUCGUAUUUUGGGACAUUUUUCGGAGUUUCGAUCAAGAGUGACAGAAAUUUAAAUUAUUUUUUGAAAAAUUCUCAACUGGCAACAUCAACAGUGUUUGCAAAAUCACUUUUCUGAAGGAAAAGCUCAAAAGUGUUGAAAGCUGCCAAAAAGAACAAAACAAAAACGACAUCAAGCCAUCAACCCAUCGAGGCUACAGAUGAAGUAAAAAGUUGAUCAAACAUUGACUUAAUCCUUACCCCCUAUACAAUCCAAACGAACAAUCUAUCACAGAAAACCUAUAUCCUUUCUCCCCAAUACCCUCAAGAGCACAAAAUAUCCAUCUUUUCAUACAAAUUUGCAAACAAUUGAGAUUGGAUCCCAAGUCCAUUCUGGAAGCCAAUACAAAAAAAAAGAGAAUCCAAACAAGAAAAAAAAAUAUAAACAAGAAUAAGACAACAAUUCGAUUGAGCCACACGACUCAAAAUAUCGCGUUGAAACGCAUCUAAGCGACAAAUUGAAUGUUUAUAAUCAAACUAAACGACAAUUAAACGGUAUAUAAGUCUUUUGAAGUUAGAAGUGGUCAUUGAGAACUUUUGCCAAGGGGCGGAAAAUUGGUAAAAAAUCGAUGCAAUUGAGGUGCAAGGCGCUAGAGAGGCUAUAAAAAAAACACCGGUUUAUAAAAAAAACGAGGAAAAAUCAGUCAAUUGAAUAAGUGUGUUAAUUGUUUGUUGUUGUUCUCCAAACAAAGUGAUUUGUUUGCAAAUAUCUACACAAAAAAUAUAUACACUGAUUAGCAAGGUAAAUUACUAAAAACAAAAAAUAGGAAAAAUACUAGAAAUCUUGUGCAAGUGUCCAAUUGAUUCUUCUUCGAAGGGCAAAUCUAGAUUGACAAAAAAAAAACAAGAAGUAAAGAAAGUGUUCAAAAAAAAAGAGUGCAAUAGUUAACUGUUGAGUGGAGAAGAAAGCUUUCGAAAAAAACAAAAAAUAAAUAUUUUCUGCAAUUAAUUUACAGAAGAGCUUAUAGAAGCUUUUGUACUUAUUUCUAGAAUUAUUCGACUGAUAUAUUGCCAAGUUGAUUUUAUUUAAAAAAGAAAUUAUUAUUAUAAAGGAGAUUAAAAUAUCUACGAGAGGUACUAAAAUUUUUGUUAAUUCCACAAGUUUAAAGUUCAAUCACCAAAGAUAGAAGAGAUUUAUUUAGAAAAACGGAUAGAUUGAGAUUUAUCCUGAGGGUAAUUUGUCUGAGACACUUCAAGGAAUUUACAAAAAUACGGAAAAGGGUAACUCCCGGAGAUUUUAAUUGAAAAGUAGAUUAAUUAAAAGAAUAAAUUAAUAGGUGUUUUGUGCAAUAUAUGACGUAGAGCGUGAAAUACAAUAUAACUUUUAUCGUGAUUUACUGUAAUGAUUGAGAGUUACUGGGCGAUGUAAAUGCAAGAAAAUAUAAAGAGAUUAUAUAGUUAAUAGGACUUGUACCGUCUACAUAUCACUAAAAUAAUAGUUAAUGAUAUACAGUUUUUUUUUCUUUCGUGCAAGGUGCGACAAGUUGAGAUAGCAAUCUUUUUACUAGCAAUUCCAGGAUAUAUUGUUUUAUUAAACUCAGAUUAAAUAGAAGAGGAAAAAGAAGUAAUUAUCAAAAAAAAAAAAAUAUUUAAAAAAAAAACCCAUUGUACACCUGAUAUUAAAUCCAAUAAGUGGGAUAGGUUUACGGGGAUAGGUGGUUAAAGUGAGAAUCUUGAGUGAUUACAAAGCAGUCAAUACUAGAAACUAAGAGCAAAGUGAAAUCGUAUCGGCAUUUUCAGCAUUAAACGGCUAUUUUAGGCAUAGAUUUUAGGAUCUGUUUAGGGCAUAGGCUAUCUAGGUGACUAUUUUUGUUUUUGGAGGUAUAGGCACUAGAACUCGUAAGUUGGGUUUAAAGUGAAAAAAAAGAAGAGCGUUCUAGACAAUCAAUCGUAGAUUUAGUAAAAAAUAUAUUUCAAGCAUCAUUGAAAUAGACGACAAUCCUUCCGAUUAGUUACUCACCCCCUGCAACAUUUUCUGCAAAAAGAAAUUUGAAAAACAAAUAUUGCAAUCCCUGCUACAAGUUGCAGGACACCGAGGUUUUGGUGAUUUUAGCUUAACGCAAAAAAAAACAAUCAAAAGCCAAUUUAUGAACUUUUCAACCCUUUCCUCUGCAGUACAGGCUUUUUCGCCCCUUAUUCUUGAAAUAAUACCCCAUUAACAAACUCGUACAUAGUUUAAAUAGCACAGCUUAAUCACAAAUACAUAACUUUUCGAGCUUCAAGGGGUAAGGGUAUUCGUGUCGUAGGUGAGGACCUGGUAGCUGGAGAAGUAAAAAAAAAACUAGUGUUAAGUAUUUGCAUAGGGCUCGCAAAGGGGUUUAGUAUUUAACCCAAGUCACUGCAUAAAAGUAAUCAAUUGUAUGAAACUCGUAAAACCUCAAAUAUUUGAGGUGCAUAGAGAAGGUAUUUAAAGGUACGCUCAUAUUCGUUUUUAUUUGUAAUUUUUAUUAGGACAAAAUAUUCUCCCGUGUGCAAAAAACAAAAGAAGUCUUAAAGGUCUUGGGCUGCAAAAGCCAAGAGUCUUGAAGACGUGGAAGAAGAUAUAAAACUGUUGGAAUUUACAUUCCAAAACGCCGCGUAGAAUACUGAUUGAGAACUCGUUUUUCCUCCCAAAGCAUUCAACUUUUCUCUUUCCUGAACCUUUUACACCACAGUCACACUUUCGGUGGGGGUUUAAACCUCUGUAUUCAGGUGCAAAAAAAAAAUUAAAUAAAAAAGCACAGGUGAAUUGGAAGAAUCCUCCAUAGAAAAUUGCUACUGCUGCAUUAAUUGACUUUAUGGUGCUACAAACACCAAACGGACCGAGCAAAGUGCAGUGUUUAUUUUAAUGUGAUUGCACCUAUAGGGGAUAGAACAAGUGAACGUAGGUGACAAAAAAAACGUUAGACAAUCAGUAGUUUUGACGGUAAAAAAAAUUGCACAAGGUGACAAUAGAGUAAAAGUUGGUCAAAGAUUUGUAUGUGGUUUAAGGGGAGUACCUUAAGCAUUGCAGUAUUACGAAUUAAGUAGUUUUGGUGCCAGGUUUUUAUAUAUAAAAAAGCAUCUAAUUUGUGCGGAAAAAUCAACAGAGCUGAAACAAUUUACAAGAUUCUUUUCCUAAAGUAAUAACAAAAUUGCAGAAAAAUAUUACUUUGUGGUAAAGGCGAUAGAAGCAAAAUAGAGAGAGAAAAAAAAAUCAACAAGUGUGUAAAUUAUUUAAAAUGAAUCAAAUAUCGUAAGAUAAAAGCCAAGAUUUUUGUACUAAAAGAUACUCAACAACAAACAACAAAAAAAAAUAAUAUUUCGCGCUUGGUUUCGAUUGUCUCAUAUCUAUACAAAAACAUUCUCCAACACAGACACUCUUUGAGUAAAUACAAGCAAAAGAAUUGAAAGAGAAUUUAAAAAAUACAACAAAAAAAACGAAAGGGUUAAUCGCCGCAAGACGCUUAAAAUCGAAACUCGUCCCAUUAAGAAAAAAAAAAGAACGUGAAGAAGAAGGCAUUUGAGAAUAAGAAGUGAGACAGCAAAAGUUGAGAAGAAGACGCGGUUAUUAACAUAAACAUAAACCAGCGAGAGUGUUGAGCAUAAGAAAAAUAUCGAAGUAGAAUAACACCAAGAGCGGUGGUUAGGAGUUUUUCGAAGAAAUUAUUCCCCUGUGUGACUCUUGGCUAGUUUUCAAGCCAUCAUCAUCCCAACACAAGUUCUUCUUCUCCCUCCUUUGGUUUGUUCUGGCUCUUUUUAAAGAACAAAAAGAACAAAAAAAAAGAGAGAAAGAGGCAUUUUCUUGGGACAAUAAACUCGCCUUGGCCGCGGCGUUCCGAGCUACAACAACAAUUGCCAACAAGCAAAAGAAUUUAUCCAUCGCGAUACCGAAAAAGUAAUAUAGGUAGAAGUGAAACAGCAACAUUAAAGAAGUUCUUGUAAGAAGAGAAAAUAGAAUAUAAAACCUGUUGCGUAGUGCACUGAAAUUGAAAGGGGGGCACUUGAAGACAGUCAAUUCAACUUCUUCAUUCGACCACAGACAUAUAAUACAAUCCAUCGGGGAGAACAAGAAUCUUCCCAAACAUAUAUUCUCUUGGCCAUUGCAAACCUGCCCACCGAAGAAGAAACAAUUGCAGGAUUUUUUGCUCAUCCUCAGUGUUUGAUCGUUUUUCUUUGACGCGUCAUAUCCGUUUUUGUCUUUAAUUGGUCUCCCGUAGGAUCAUUGAAAAUCCAAAGGAGAUAGUGCUAAGAUAUUUCGGUUCUAGAGGGUAUUUGCAAGCAAAACAAAUCCAAAACCCUAAAUUGCCGAAAACCCUUGGAGCUAAAAUAGACCAAGGUUUUUUUGGGGUACUAGUCCCUUGCACACCGCAUCUCAAGCCCACUUCAAGCGGAUAAAGCCAUCUAUAUACCGGUGAAUUAUAUUCGUAGUGACGAGAACGCGAGUUUAGAAAGGUGUUUUCCAUAAAAGGGGUGAACAAUACAUCGCCCGCCCCCGUGUUCUCAAAUCUUAUUUUGGCACUGUCGUUUUGUGGAGGGUGGCAAAUGCUCGUCUAAGAGAUAAAGUUUUCUUUUUUGGCAAAUUGACGUGUUAGCGCGUUUUGUGUGUGAAAAGAAUUGUCGUCACAACGUAUUUCCCACCGGGCCUCGCUCUCUGUCCCCCCUUUUUGUCUCCUCCAUCGUCGUCGGCGUCAUCUGUAGUGUCGGCAGCUGUUACGGCGUCCCAAAUCUUGGCGCCAUCGUCACUGUUGCCCCAUCAGCACAUACAGCAUCAGGCACAGCAGCCCCAGUUGCCAGUGUCCAGUCACCAUUCCUUUGUCCCGUCCCUACCGCUAACAACCAGUAGCGGAUACCAGACGGGCAUCCAUCAUCAUCCGGCGGCGGCACACAAUCCCGCCCUCUGCUACUGCGGCCACUGCUGUCCGCAGCCAAGUUUAGUGGGUGGCACAGUUGCCCCCACGCUCAUCCUGAGCCGCUACACCGAGAUCAAUCUGUGCGAUUCGCUAACGCUGAGGAAUCAGCAGCACCAGGCAGCCGCCGCAGCAGCCGCCGCCACUGCAUCCUUCGCCAACGGCUAUCUGCCCUCUCUGCCGUCAGGCAUUAAUUCACACGCUCAGUUUAACGGAAAAGAGAUGGUAAGGACUGAUGAUUUGAUGAUCGAAGAGAGUGAAGUAGAAUAUAGAGGUAGUGACGAACUUCUGAGUCAAGCAGCUGUUAUGGCGCCUGCAUCUGAUAACAAUAAUCAAGAUUUGGCAAGCAAAAAGGCAAAACUGGAAACAAAUACAGUCCUCGGUGGUGUUGGUAAACCAUCCCGUGUUAUACACAUCAGAAACAUACCGAAUGAGUCCAGUGAGGCGGAAGUUGUCCAAUUGGGCGUAGCUUUUGGCCGAGUGACAAAUGUGCUGGUGCUGAAAGGGAAGAAUCAGGCCUUUCUGGAGAUGGCUGAUGAAGUAUCAGCUGCUGCCAUGGUGGCUUGCUUCAAUACCAAUCCACCUCAAGUUCGUGGAAGGACGGUUUAUGUGCAGUUCUCCAAUCAUCGGGAACUUAAGACCGAUCAGAGUCAUUCAAUAGCGAGUGCGUCGGCGGCCCUGCAGAAUCAGGACUUUCAGAUCCAGUCACCAGCCAGUGGAUCCCCCCUGCCCGUAUCGGGAACGGAUCCAACAUCUCAGGCUGUACAGAAUUCUACGUCGAGCGGCGGAGGUCCUAAUACUGUGCUCAGGGUCAUAGUUGAAUCACUCGUAUAUCCUGUCUCGCUUGAUAUUUUGCAUCAGAUUUUCCAGAGAUUUGGAAAAGUAUUAAAAAUCGUUACGUUUACGAAGAAUAAUUCAUUCCAAGCUCUCAUUCAGUAUCCCGAUGCUCAGACGGCUCAGCAUGCAAAGACAGUCCUAGAUGGGCAGAACAUCUACAAUGGAUGUUGCACCCUGAGGAUCGAUAACAGCAAACUGACGGCACUAAAUGUCAAGUACAACAAUGAUAAAUCGCGAGACUUUACCAAUCCUUCGUUACCUCCGGGUGAACCAGGGACAGAGGUCAUCGCGAGCGCCGGCGGCCUAGUUAACGCCAGUGACCUGCUGCUGCUCGCCACGCAACGGCGACCAGCUCUCACAGGUGAUAGACUAGCAGUUAAUGGCCUGGGAGCACCAGGAGUUCUGCCACCAUUCGCCCUGGGCCUGGGAACUCCUCUGGCCAGCGCCUAUGGUGGAGCUCUUCCGAGCUUGGGAGCAUUUGCUCUGGCAUCAACUGGUGCCCUUGGCAAUGCAACACCUGCCCUUCGUGGUCUCUCCAAUGUGCUUCUCGUGUCGAAUUUGAAUGAGGAGAUGGUCACGCCUGAUGCUCUAUUUACCCUCUUUGGGGUCUAUGGUGAUGUACAACGGGUGAAAAUUCUCUACAACAAAAAAGACUCAGCUUUAAUUCAGAUGGCUGAACCACAUCAAGCAUAUUUGGCAAUGAACCACUUGGAUAAAUUACGAUUGUGGGGCAAAUCGAUUCGGGUGAUGGCCAGUAAGCAUCAAGCUGUUCAAUUGCCAAAAGAGGGUCAACCAGAUGCUGGAUUAACGCGUGACUACUCUCAGAAUCCUCUGCAUCGUUUCAAGAAACCAGGCAGCAAAAACUACCAGAACAUUUAUCCGCCAUCGGCGACACUGCAUUUGAGUAACAUUCCGUCUACAAUAGCUGAGGAGGAUAUUCGUGAUGCGUUCGUUAAAAAUAGCUUCGAUGUUAAGGCGUUUAAAUUUUUCCCGAAAGACCGUAAAAUGGCUUUACUUCAACUGGGUUCUGUAGAAGAGGCAGUUCUGGCACUCAUCAAAAUGCACAAUUAUCAACUGUCGGAGUCCAAUCAUCUCCGUGUUAGUUUCUCCAAGUCUAACAUUUAAAGCAAAAAAAAAAUGAUUCAUUUGGGGGAAGAAAGGAUCUAGUGCUGCGGCAAUAACAUCAAAAAGGUACACAAAUAAUCAGGUCGCAGUAGAAGAAAGGGAAAUAAAAAGAAAUAGGUAGUAAUGGGAGAAGAGAAAUCCUCAAGGAUAUGCAUAUUAUCUGCAAAUGGUUGCAGGAAGAUUGAAAAAUUCAAACAACAAAACGGAAUUGCUCAGUCAAACUUGCAGUAGCAAUUUAGACCCUCUUUUGGAUAUGAAUUCAAUGAGAUUCUUACUUUUACGUCUUAUAUUGUUCUAUAAUCUAUGUUUAUGUUUUUUUUUCUUAAUAUUUUUUACACACUCUCUUCCUUUUCAUAUUAUUUUGCUUUGUUUUUUUUCGUCUUCUUCUCUAACACGAAGAAUCCUCUUAAAUUUAAGAGAAACAUGGUGCAAGAUCUGAAUAAAAGAUGCAAAGGAAGAGAUUUUUAUGUGCAGUUUUUUAAGGCCCAGUAAGAUUUACAAAAAAAAAAUGUUUUAAGUUUGACAGAGAGUGUUAUUUAAUUGACAUUUUUAUUGAAAUAAAAAAAGAAAUAAGAACACAGUAUUUUCUUCAAGAAUAUAUUUAAAAAAUAUAUAUAUUUUUAAUUGCAAGAGAUCCAGUUAAAAAGAUGUUAUUGAUAUAAUUUUCCAAUACGAACUACCUUCGAUUAGUGAAAUAAGGUUUAGUUGUUUAAAUUGUUAGUUUUUUUUAUAUAAAUAUGUUUUUAAGAAAUGCAGUUAGUUUACUGACAUUUUUUUGAAAGUUUGCAGAGAUACUUUCAGCAAAAAAAAUGAAAGUUUGUGAAAGAUACAAACACAAAAAAAACUGAUUAAAAGUAUAAAUGAAAUAAAUAUGAAUUUAAUAAAAAAAUAUCAUAAGACAUUGCCGACAGAGCUGAAAGAAAAUGUGAAUCCCGUGGAGAUGAAAAAUCACUAGACAGAAGUAAAAUACACAAAUUAAUACAUACACUUUUAACUUAAAUAAAACUAUUAAAAAAUGAUAAAAUUAAGCUGACAUGAACAAAGUUUAGAGGAAGAAGAAAAAGGAAUAUUAUGUAGAUGCGUUGAGCUUAUAUUUGAAACUAAUAAAAAAGGAUAAUUAUAGCAAAAAAAUAAAUAAAUAAAAAUGAAAAAGGGUGUAAAGGAUGAAAUUUUAAAACAUGGUGAUUUAAUAAUAAUAUCUCUUUAAAAAAAAAACAAAAAAUAACCUUUAAAAUGAAUGGAUAAAUGACGGAUAUAUCGCGAAAAAUCCUCAAUUUUACAAAAAAAUAUAUACACGGAGAAAAGUGAUUAAAGAAGUUAAUAAAAAAAUUAGCUAGAUGAGUGGAAAAUUUAAGGUGUAGUAAAUAAAAAUUGAAAAAAUAAAUAAAAAACAAUAUUUAAAAAAAAGUAUUGUGAAGUGAAGGAAUCAGCAGAGGACAAGAGGCAGCAAAUAUAAAAAAAAUCCUUUGCAGUACUUUCAUUGACAAUCAUCAAGAGAAAAGUGGAUCAUUUUACAAAGAGGAAAAAAAUAUCCAUUUACAAGGAAAACUAUAUCAACAAAAAUACCAACUUUGAAGUUUAAACUAAAAUUUGGUAUUGCAUAAAGUGAAAUUUAGGUAUCAAAACUUUGUGAAGCAUGACAAGAACAAGUGUAUAGAUUUAUCGAUUUUAGAAGAAAGUAAAAUUAAAAAAAAAAUACGACGCAGAAGCAUUUUAUUUAAGCUCCUAGAAUGAACCUAAAAAAAAACUAAGAAAUAAUCAGUGAAAAAAGUGAAAUAGUAAGGUAGGAAUAUUGAAAAAAAAAGAAGUAAAUUAUAUUAAAUGUUUAAGUAGUCAAAGUAAAUAAUUGUUAAAGUAAAGAACACAAAUUAUUGUUAAGUUUAUCCUCCCGCAAAAUGAAAAAUUAUUUGCCGUCAUCAAUUGCAAAUUUCUUUUUAUGAGCAACAGUUUAUUCUGGGCACUUUUUUUUUGGGUUCUAUUCCCAAGCAAUUUUUCCUUCAAACUUGGCACCUUUCCAGAAGCCACAAUCACGAACACACAAAAAAAGAAAUAUCCUUCGAAGGAAGAGCAAGAGUGCUCCAAUUUCAUCCAAUCUGUUCCAGUACGAAAUGUGCCCCCCUUCUCACAGUUUUUCCUCUAAAGUUGUUUUAUCACUAAACCAAAAAAUAAGCACUAGAAGAUUGCUAGAAAAAGAACAGUCGGAGAUGUUAUAGAAUUGGUAUAUCAGGCUUUUACAAUUUUCCUCACUUUUGCAACAUUUGCAAUUUUUCCCCAGAAACUGAAAUUUAUUUCACUCAAUCAAGUAAAAAGACCCCUAUCAAUAUCAGGAAAAUAUUUAUCAAAAAAAAAGAAGCCCUCUAUCCAUAUCUUUGGCAUAACUUUUAUAAACCAAUUUUUCGUUGUAUCUAUACAUUGGUGAAAAAAUAUCUUUGUUUUAAUCUGUGAUCAACACCGACAAUCAUUGUAAUUUAAAAGAGAAAAAAAAACAAAGAAAUGGUAAAACAAAAAAAUACGAGAAUUAAUAUUAGAAAAGCGCGCAUUCAGAAAAGCCCAAUUUUUCCUCAAUGUCUCUUGGAUGUUUCAUUUCCCCCCAAAUUUUGUUUAUUCAUGUGCUAAAUCCUUGUUUUACUCCAAAAAAAAGCAAAAAAUAACUUUCAUCGAUUCUUAUUGCUAUCGAGUCACUAGAAAUUGAUGUUAUUGAAGUAGUGUUGAAGAUUUAGGCAGAAAAAUAUGAGGGUUCUAUCAAAAUUGUCUUAACGAAGAUGAUCCUCAGAAAGUACCCAUUAAACGCGACAAAUGAUUAAAACAAUCACAAAAUAGGGAUAGUUGGUGGAAAACAUUGAUUAAGCGAGAGAAAAUAUAAAGUUUUAAUUAAAAUAAUUGCCGUUGUUUAUUAGAAAAAAAAUUAAAAAAAUAUAUAAUUCGGAAUCUUUCCAAUAAAUAAUAAUAAUGCUGGCACAAUAUUCCAUAAAGGAACUAGGUCUUUCCGCAAGGAGAUUUCUAGGCAUGCAUUAUUAUUUUUUUAUACGGUUUGAUGUUAUCAGUCCCAUGCCCCAUGGAAUCAAGGGCAGUGAAGCUCAGUGGUUGCAAUCCGAACACCUUUGCUCGAGACACUUGCAUCAUAGAGCGAGUGCUCUAACACUUGAUCCAUUGAGUUUCCAAGACGAGAUGAUAGGAUCAUAAAAAAUUAAAAAAAAAUUAAAUAUAGAAAAUUGGAAAUGGUUCACUGAAGACAGAUAAAAAUGAAGACAGAUUGUUAAUCAAACCAAUGUCCGAGACGGACUAACUCUAGAGAAAAUGAUGCUGCAUUAAGUUUCACAUUUUGUCUGUAUUGCGACAGAAAGCGCUGGCUGUAUUCUUGUAGAACAAAAUUACAAAUGUUCAAGCAAACGGGCUAAGACAAAAUCUUAAUCACCUAGAAUUCUUAGUUUUCAUAUAAUUAUUCGCAGAAUGGAAAUCCUAAUUUUAUAAAUUAUCUAAAGGUUAUUGGUAAUAAAAGCAUACUCAAAAUUGCAAUAGAUGGCGCCACUAUCAUUUUAAAUAAAAACAAAUGCAGAUAGUAACUAGAAAUUCUCCUUUUAUUUAAUUUAUUAUUUUAUUCUGAGAUUCAAAGGAGUAUUUAUUAAUCAUUCGAAAAUUAUAAAGAAUGACAGAUUCAUAAAAAUUCCGCUAGAUUGAGCUGCUGUCGCUUUUUAAGAACAGUCACUGGUAGAAAUCUGCAAGCGGCAAUAUUUAAAAAUCUUAAUAAUAUAAAGCAUUUCCUUUCAGUACGGAAAAUGACUCAUUUAUAUGUUAGAAGUGUUUAGAUUACGGGAAAUGCAAGCUUAAUGAAAAUUGUACCAGAUGGCGCUGCCAACUGUUCAAAGGAAAACAAGAACAGAUAUUUAAAAAAUAAAUAAUAAAACGGUAAAUACCCAGAAAUUCACUUUUUAUUUAACAAAUUGGUUUAUUCCACUUAUUCACAGGUCAGAAAACACGGAAAAAAAACGAUCUAAUUAAUUAACUGACAAUUAUGGAAAAUAACAGCCUUGUCAAAAUUGCGCUAGGUGGCAAUGCUUGCUUUAUAUAAAAAAAAAUAAGAAUGAACAUUAAAGAAAUAAGCGAUAAAAUAAUUAGUACCCAGAAAUUUUAUUAUUUAUUUAAUAAAUUGGUUUAUUCGGAGAUUACAAACCCCAUCUUAAUUAGUUAAUUGAAGAUUACGGAAUCUACCAGUCUUGUCAAAAUUGCGCUAGGUGGCACUGCUUGCUUUAUAAAAAAAAGCAAGAAUAAACAUUCAAGAAAUAAGCGAUAAACAGAUAAAUUCUCAGAAAUUGCUCCUUCAUUUAAUAAAUUGGUUUAUUCAGAUGUUACAAACUCAAAUUCAAUUAAUUAACUGAAAAUUAUGGAAUCUACCAGUUUUGUCAAAAUUCUGCUAGGUAGCGCUACUGGCAGUUUUUGAGACCAAAAAUGCAAAUAUUCAAUAACCAAUUGUUAAAAUGUGAAUGAUAUAAAACUUGGGAAAUUUGGUUAUGCAGAUGUUAAGAAAAUUGACUUUAUGAUACGUCUGAAGAUUAUAAGAUAUACAAGUUUUAUUUACAUUGAUGCUAGAUGGAAUUACUGGCACCAACUGGUACUCUUUUAAACCAAAAACUCGAUAAGAUUAAAGUAGCAUUAACAAAAUUCAAAUAUUUUUCAAACAUAUGAUCAUUUUAAAGAAAUCGAUUUAUUCAGUCUGAUUUUGUAAGUCUUCUGAAGACCGUAUAACAUGCAAGCUUUAUCAACAUCACGCUAGAUGGCAUUGCUGGUAUUUUGUUUAGAACAAAAGCUCUAAUGUUACAUUAAUGUUAGUAACAUCAGAUUUUUUUUUUCAAAAUUAUGGUGAUUUCGAAGAAAUUUAUUUAUUAUUUAAUCCGAUUUUUUACUGUCCCGAAGAUUGUAGAUCAUUCAGGCUUCGUUUGCAUUUCACUAGAUGGCCUUUCUGGCACUUUUUAGACCAAAAGCUCAAAUAUUAAAGUAUCGGGAGAAGAAAUCUAGAUUAUUUCACACUUGUGCCCAUUUUUUAAAAAUUGAUUUAGUCAUUCUGAUUUUGAUAUUCGACUCAGGAUUGGAGAACAUUCAAGCUUUGUCUGCAUUGCGUUAGAUGGCAUUGCUAUUAUUUUUUAAAUAUAAAACCUCAUAUAUUUGAAGUGGCGUUGCUAAAAAUCUUGUUUUUUUCAAACUUAUGCUCAUUUUUAAGAAAUUAAUUUAUUCAUUUUGAUUUAGUCAUUCAUCUGAGGAUACCAGAACAUUCAAGAUUCGUCUAUAUUGUGCAAGAUGGCAGGGUUUUCACGCUUUUAGAACAAAGUCUCUAAUAUUAAAACAAUGUUGGCAAAAUAAGAUUUGUUUUUCAAACCUAUGCUCAUUUUUGAGUAACUUAUUUAUUCAGUCUGAUUUUGCUGUUCAUCUGAAAAUUGUAGAGCAUUGAAGCUUCGUCUGCAAUGCGCUAGAUGGCGCUAAUGGUAAUAUUUAGUUUGAAAGCCCAAAUGUUCUAAAUUCAAAAUGUGCCAAUAUUUAAAUUUUCAAACCACAAAAAUCUGUACUUUUUAUUUAUUUCUUGCGGUUACUACUUUCACCAUCAACUAUCCCUAUUACCUUUGGAUAAGUAGAAGAUAAAUAUUGACAUAACAAAAGUGUAAUUUUUAGAAGUAAUAGAAAAACAAAAUGAAAAAUAUUUGGAGGGUUUACAUUUUAGGACAAAAGAAGAUGUAAGAAAAAUAAAUUGUGUAUCACAUUAUGUGAAAACACCGCCAAAUGAGUCAAUUCUAAACAUUUUUUCGACGAGGAAAAUAAUAAAAGAUUAAAAAAAAGGAUAAAAUUGAGAUUGGGAUACCUAUGUGUGGAUUUUUUAUACAAAAUGGUCACAAAAAAAUCAUUUCUCCAAGUGAUGUUUUUUUUGGAAAGAAAAAAAAACGACCUGCCAUUUGAGUUUAAAGAAAAUCAAAUUCGUGUUUUUUUUUCUAGUGAAAAGGAAAUGUAGAAGAAAUUUUUGUAGUUAAUGGAAGGUAGUAGAGAGUAUCACUUGUAGGCGCUAGAGAAAAAAAAUUGUAAAACUUAGCUGUAUUUGCUGUAUUACGGAAAAAUUGAUGAUCCUAGCAAAUGAUUGAUUGAGAUGCUAAAUGGUGAAUUUUUAAAAAUAUGACAAAAGAAAAAAAUUACGUGAAUGGCAUUUUCAAUUUUGGGAGAGGAAGAAUUCGAGGUACGGAAAGGGUUUUCCUGGAGGAUUACUGAAAAGGUCAUUUAAUGACGCACAAUAGAAAACACAAGCUAAAUGGUAAAAAAAAAUAGUGACUAUCACGUGAAAAUAUAAAUCAAAUGCUUAAGAAAAUGUGCAAAAGAAGAAAAAAAGAGAGAGUGAAAAUUAAUCGGGGAAUGAGAAGAAAAAUUGUUUAUUUUUGGAUUUGCAAUCAUCAUAUCUAAACAUAUUGAGAGAAAGAAAAUAAAAGAAGUAUUUUAGAAGAAAAUGAGAAGAAGAAAAAUAUAUAUAAAAAAAGGGCACAAUGUUCUUAUAUUUGAAUAUAUAUAUGGAGAAUAUUUAAAUUUAUAUAAACAUAUUUGAAGGACGAUUGAUAGGAAUCGAGAAUAAAAGAAAUCCCGUAUUGAUAAUUCGAGUGAAAUCGCAGUGAAUGAAAGGUAAGUAUGAUGAGAUAAAAAUAAAAGUAUUUACAGCAUUGAAAAGGUCAAAAGACAGCAACAAAUUCCUCGUAAGGUAGCAUAGCAUUGAAAGCUUUUGGUGUUGCAAUCAAAAAGCUCUGAUUGCAGCACAAAAGCUUCCAGGAUAUGCCCCGAAGGAGAGUAAAGUAGAAAGAUAUUUCUUACAAGAAAAAUUUUUAAUAAUUUAUCUUUUUUGUGACGAAAAUGAAAAAAAUAAAAAACAAGAAUCAAAUAGAAGAAAUUGAGCGAUUUUCGUGGGUAUAUUUGAGGUAUCAUAGAUGAUGUUUAAGCACAGAGGUUUAAGUGAAAAAGAAUAUUAAAAAAAAAUAAAACUGAAUACAGGUAAAUAAAUAUGGAAGAACAAAAUGCAUUGAUAAGCGUUUGCCUCCGAGACUUUUAUCAUUUUAUCAGCAAAAAAAAAAUAGAGAAAUAUUUCUUACCAUCGUAUUCUUCAUCACAAAAAAAAAGAAAAUAACUAUAUUUCAGCUGAAAGUAUUUCCUCAAGAAAAAAAAAUAGUUAGAUGAGAAAGAAUAUAAAAGAUGAAUAAAAAAAAUCUCUAUAUUACUUCAUAGAAUAGAUAAGCUUAAAGAAAAAUAUUAUGAAGAAGAAAAUUUAAAAGAAAAAAAUGCACCGAGACAAUUGAAUGAAGAAAAUAAAAAUAGAUGAGAGAAAAAACAAGAUAAAAUGACCAAUUAUUUAUCAGAAUUAUUAACUGUAUAUGUGUAUCAAGAUAACGUACUAAAAAAAAGAAGAAUUUAUCGUGAAAACAUUGACAAGAAAAAUUGAGGGAAAGUAACUGAUUACGUGGUCAAAGUUGAGGACAAAAAUAAAUUGAUUCAUUUUAAAUUUGUCAAAGUAUUGUAUAAAAAAAAACACAAAAUAGAGAAAAAAAACUAAUUUUAAAAGAAAAAAAACACCAGUGAAAAUAUAUCUAUAUAUUAUUAUAAAUAAAGAAAAAAAUUAUGGUAAAUGAAUAAAAGUCAUGAAAUAAAAAUUAAUCCUAUAUUUAAAAAAAAGAGAAGAAGAAAAAGAUGAUAAUAGAAUAAGCCUACACAAAAAGUGUAUUUCGCGAGUAAAAAUAUUUUGAAAAAAAAUACAUGUGAAAGAGCGUAUUAAUCAAUAGAAAAAAAUAUAUAUAUAUUGACUAAAACAAUCUUACGUGAAAAAAAACUCUGUCGAACAAGAGGAAAAAUAAAUGGGAAUAGAGAAAGAUAAGAAAAAUCUGAAGAAGAGAAAGGAACAAUUUAAGGAAAAAAAAGAAAAAUAAAUAAAUUAUAUUGCUAUAAUCUCUUAUUAACUAUACAAAAAAAAACAAACUUACAUCUUACAUAUAAAUUAUCUAUAUUUAGCGCUAAUUUUAAUCUUACCUAUGACAUACCUAUGACUACAUUAUCAUUAUGAAUUAUCAUUAUUAUUAUAAAUUUAAAAAGAAAAUUAAAAGUAAUUAACAGUGAAGCAAAACAAGUAUAAAAAAAUAAGGCGAAACAAUCGAGAGCAAAUAAAUGGAAAAAAGUGAAAUAUUAAUCUAUUGUAAAAGAAAAUGCAAAAAAAAAUUUAGUAUCAAAUAUUGAAUAGAAGACAAAAAAAUAUACACAAAAUUUGAAGAAUAAAAAAAAACGGAACGAAUUAAAAAUGUUAAUUGCGACAAAUUUCGCGAAACACUAAAAAAAAACCAACAAAACGCAAAAAUCUUUAAGGCCUAAUUUGUUGUCUCUGAAAAUCUUCAUUGUAAAUGUUUUUUUUUUCUAUAAUUUUAUUCUUUUUUCAAUUUAUUAACAUUUUAACGAUUCUCCUCAAAAAAAUCUAUAUUUUUUCCAUUCUCAAUUUAGUGGUUAAAAAAAAAAAGAAAUUUCUCAAAAAUGAAAAAGCAAAUCAAAUUGUUGCAUUCUCUUUCAACAAAAAAAAUGUACCAAAAAAACGGAGAAAGUGUGAGGAGAAAACUUUCGGAGAAAGGACACUCAAUGGAGGAAGGUCACAAAAGUUUUAAAAAAGAAAUCAAUUAAUCAUAGAGAAAAAACCACAAGAAAUUAGUGAGACAAAGGAAUUUUGAAUUGUUAUUAAAGACAAAAAAAAAACUGAAAGAGAUGAAAAUUAUAGAGAAAUGAAUUGUCAGAUUACUCAUUAAUUAUUAAAAUAUUAUUAUUAUACAUUUUACUAUAUUGAAAGGAGAAAAAAAAUGGUGAAAAUAAAAUUCAGAGAAUAAAGUACAGAAAGAAUUAUUAAUUUAUGCUCGAGAACAAGGUGCACAGCAAUUCAGAGCAAAGUGUACAAGCAGCUGUGCGUCAUAACUUCUUAUCAUACAAAAGAAAGCCCUAAAAUGUUCAAGAAGAAAUGACGUAAAUAAGAAAAACCAGUUCUAACAGAGCAUUCUGAGGUAAAAAGUAACUUUCUGUACUUUCGAGGAAAUAUAUUUAAUGAGAAAAAGAUCCAGUCGCAUUUAAAAAUUUUGUCGUUUUAUAAUAAAAUGUGUAAAAUUUAUUAAGAACAAAAA